CCGGUUGCGGUGAGUUGAGUUCCUGCUAGAGAGACAUGAUUGUAAACUAAGAGCCGUAGGUGCGCUCCUUGAGUUUGACUGCGAAAAGUACAAUAAUCCUACAUGUGGUCGAGACGAUGGAGUCAAAAAUAAAAUAACAGAGGUGACUGAACCACCAAGCCUCAGUAGGACUCCAUCAAGCCGAGGGGGCCGCUACAGAAAUGGCAAACCUGAACUGGAAGCCUUUCGUCUAUGGAGGAAUGGCCUCAAUUGUCGCAGAAUUCGGUACGUUUCCCAUUGAUCUCACAAAAACGCGGCUCCAGGUUCAAGGGCAGUCGCACUGCAUGGAGGUCCGAUAUCGGGGGAUGUUCCACGCUUUGUUCAGGAUCGGAAGUGAAGAAGGCGUCUGGGCGUUGUAUUCGGGAAUUUCACCUGCGCUCCUCCGACAAGCUUCCUACGGCACAAUCAAGAUCGGUACAUACAACACACUGAAGAAACUGUUUGUUAGCCAUCCUGAAGAUGAAACUAUGGUGAUUAAUGUGUUUUGUGGGGUGGUGUCCGGUGUUUUGUCCUCCUCUUUGGCAAAUCCAACUGAUGUGCUAAAGAUUCGCAUGCAGGCUCAAGGCAGCCUGUUACAGGGAAGCAUGAUGUCUAAUUUCAUGAACAUUUACCAGACCGAGGGCACGCGAGGCCUGUGGAGGGGUGUCAUUCCUACUGCACAGAGGGCAGCCAUCGUGGUGGGUGUGGAGCUGCCAGUCUAUGACAUCACCAAGAAGCAUUUGAUUCUUUCAGGCCUGAUGGGAGACACCGUGUUAACUCAUUUCAUUUCCAGUUUUGCGUGUGGUCUGGCAGGAGCGCUGGCCUCCAACCCGGUGGACGUGGUGAGGACGCGUAUGAUGAAUCAGCGUGUGCUCGCCGGUAACCAUAUGUACAAGGGCACCCUGGACGGACUCAUGCAGACCUGGAGAAAUGAAGGUUUUUUUGCUCUCUAUAAAGGCUUCUGGCCCAACUGGCUGCGUCUGGGGCCCUGGAACAUCAUUUUCUUCCUCACCUUUGAGCAGCUGAAGAAGUUUCCAUUGUAGCCGAGUCUGUGACU
Molecule: messenger RNA, 1075 nt
Organism: Rhinichthys klamathensis goyatoka
Lineage: Eukaryota; Metazoa; Chordata; Actinopteri; Cypriniformes; Leuciscidae
Gene: slc25a14
Product: solute carrier family 25 member 14
Exons: 9
Coding region: 201-1061 (286 amino acids)
Biological process (GO): mitochondrial transport
Cellular component (GO): mitochondrial membrane
Source: RefSeq, a predicted model, not a curated record